AAAUGACAUCGCAGCUUUUGCAUAUAUUCCAGUAAUUUUUAUGCUUCGUUGAAAUUAGGAGUUCCAAUUUCUUCUAAAAUCUUUGCCCAAUUCUUCCCCAAAUUUUCUGCACAUUAACGGUCUUCCCCGCGAGAUUAUUCCAGCUUCCACCCAAUUUCCUUGUCACUGUUCAUCUUCAAUUUCUCUGCUUAUUUUGUAUCAAGGUUUCAUUUCUUGCUCUUAAUCGCGAAGAAAUCCUCCACCACCGAUUGAGUUUUCAGACCCUUUGUAUUCUUUGUUCGCUUAGUGAGAAUUAACCAUUCUUCAUUCAUUUAUGCCGUUCAAGAACUUUCCCCAUUCCGAAUCUUGAUAUGUGUUCUUCCAAUGAACCCAAAUCUUCAAAAGCCCAGACCUUUAAUCAAAUUCCUCCACACCAUGAAUUCAUCUUCGUUCAAAAUCAUCUGGGUUCAUCUUAUUUUCUUUCUUCUGUUUACUUCACCGUCGUUCUCUGCUCCUCUGUUUACCAACAAUGUUACCCUGUACGGUGACGCUGCUUACAAGAAUGGUUCAAUUAGGCUUACUCAAAAUCACGAGUGUGUUUCUUCUACCUUAUCGCCGCCACCAGAAUCAGAGACUCUUACUACUCUUUCUGGGAUUGGCCGAGCGUUUUAUGUGAACCCAAUUCGGUUUCUUGAUUCUUCAACCAACGCCACGGCCUCUUUUUCUUGUAGCUUUUCGUUCACCAUUACAUCGACCCCUUCUUGCUCUUUUGGUGAUGGGUUUGCGUUCUUGAUUACUUCCAAUAUGAAUUCCUUAAGCAUCAAUAAUGGUUGUAUGGGGCUCCCGGAAGACGUUUCCGGCAGCCAAGACUCAUACGUUGCAGUUGAAUUUGAUACUAGUUUUAACCCCUUUUUUGAUGAUGUUAAUGGGAACCAUGUGGGCAUCGAUGUGAGGAAGAUCAAAUCUGUGGCUUCGGUUGAUGUGGUUUCAAGAGGGAUUGAUCUAAAGGCUGGAAAAGAAAUGACUGCUUGGAUUGAGUACAGGGAUUCAGAGAAGAUGAUCAGGGUUUGGGUUGGUUACUCCCAGAUAAGGCCACUUAAUCCUGUUCUUGUUGCUGGGGUUGAUUUUUCCAAUGAAUUUCAGGAGUUUAUGCAUGUGGGUUUCAGUGCUUCGGUUGGAGGGGGGUCAUCAGUUUAUAGUGUUAGUAGUUGGCGAUUUAAGACUUUCUGGUACAGGUCUACCACAAUCUCUAUGGAUACUGUUGAAGAAGGGGACUGUUUGAUGUGUUUGCCUGAGGAUUUCAGGGAAUAUAAGGAUUCUAACCUUCCAAAUAGGUGGAAUUUAUGGUUGAUUCUUCUUGUUGGGGGUUCAGUUGCAAUCUUUGUUCUAGUCACAGCUUCUGUAAUGUUUUCUGUGCUCAUGGUGAGGAAGAGAAGGAAAAUUAGGAGAGGAAGAAAGGGAAAGCAUAUUGUUCGGUUCCAUGGUAGCAAAGUUCCCAAAUACUUGUCGCUCUCUGAGAUAAAAGAAGCUACAAAAGGAUUCAAUGUAGACAGAAUCAUUGGAGAAGGGGCUUCAGCAGUGGUGUAUGAAGGAACUAUUCCCUCUUAUGGAAAUGUUGCAGUCAAAAGGUUUAAGGACCAAGGGAAAAGCUUAGGCACUUCACUGGAUUCAUUCGACAAUUCAUCACGGGUGCCAUUCGACAAUGAAUUCGCCACAAUGGUGGGGUGUGUGAGACAUAAGAACCUAGUUCAGCUCAAAGGAUGGUGCUGCGAGAAGAAUGAGCUAGUCCUGGUUUAUGAGUACAUGUCCAAUGGAAGCCUGGAAAAAAUUUUGCAUGGUCAUAGCAAUGUUGCCAAGUUCCUCACUUGGGAGACAAGACUAAACAUUGUUCUUGGUGUUGCCUCAGCCCUGGUGUAUUUGCACGAGGAGUGUAUAAAUCAGAUAAUACACAGAGAUGUUAAGACCUGCAAUAUAAUGCUUGAUUCUGAGUUCAAUGCCAAACUUGGAGAUUUUGGUCUGGCAGAAGUUUAUCAGAAGAGUCCCAGAACUAGAGAUGCCACAGUUCCAGCUGGAACAAUGGGAUAUCUUGCGCCUGAAUACGUCUUUACUGGCAUUCCAACAGUGAAAACCGAUGUUUACAGCUUCGGUGUUGUGGUACUGGAGAUUGCAACAGGGAGGAGGCCUGUUGAUGAAGACAGAACAGUUAUCACUGAUUGGGUUUGGGACUUAUGGGAGAAAGGGAGACUAAUCGAGGCAGCAGAUCGUAGACUUAACAGGCGAUUUAGCAGAAGAGGAAUGGAAAGGAUGCUGAUGGUUGGACUUUGCUGUGUGCACCCUGAUUGUCAGAAAAGGCCUACUGUAAGAGAAGCAACAAGUAUGCUGCAAGGCGAAGCGCCAAUCCCACCUUUGCCUCCAAGGAAGCCUAUUGUCAAGAUUCACUCUGUUCUUCCAGAGGGUUUUGAGGAAAUAAUGAGGUUUGAAUCAGAAUUGGAUGGCACUCCUUGGUCUACUCCUAGAACUGAAUUUAGCAGGACAUAACUUGCUCAGCAGCACACUCUUAAAUGUACAGAUAGAUAUUUGCAAGAUGAUCUCCAUUGGAAGACAUGAUUCUUUACUUUUUCUCUGGGUUCAGAAACUUGAUGUUGUAAUGUCCUGGUAGUCGAAAACCAGAAAGCUUCAUCAUUGGUUAGUGCUGCUACAUUCAAAGGGCUAUCAUGUAAUUGUCUUCUGUUCAGUAACAGCCUUUGAGUCUUCUUCAUUCCUGCACUGCUUUAUGAACAUAGGAGCAACCUCUUGAAAUUUUCAGAUAUUUUUAACUUGUUUCAUAGCUAGUUGUCUCAUAAUUCGCAACUUUAGAGCUCAUUUUCUCUAACC
Oldenlandia corymbosa var. corymbosa is the source of this 2853-nucleotide messenger RNA. Lineage: Eukaryota; Viridiplantae; Streptophyta; Magnoliopsida; Gentianales; Rubiaceae. The record is from the annotation of a GenBank genome assembly.